GUUUCCAUGUUCCCCGAUAAUGUUCGAAAGAUGGUAGCCGUUGCUGUAAACGCCUAUGUAACGUCGAAAGAAAUCAACAUUUAGAAAAGUAUAUCCUUUCACUCUAUUCAUUGAAAAUCAGUCGGCGCUAGCAAUCGUUUUAUUAUCCUUUCGUUUGGAUGUCGAUAGAAUACCAAAAUGUAGACAGUUGGUCCGAAAAAAUGCGAGCUCCACUAACAGAAAUAUACGGGGAGGUCUAUUUCCGAAGAACUUGGUCUAAUUGGACAGAUGCAAUUUUGAGAAUUUGUGGAAAACAACACGGUGACUUAUGCAAAGUGUUGCUAACGCGAAUUAAAUGUCCCAGUUCGAUGAUUCAAGACAAGGACCCUGUGGUACUCGCCGAGCAUCCAAUUUACUUGAAGGAUCACAUCGUCGGAGCAAAGUUUGUAUCUUAUUUAUAUUACGAUCUAAUGGCUAACGAUGAAGUCGAUGAUAAAUCAUUUCAGGUUGCAAAUUUUUUGAAGAGGAGCGCAUAAUUUGCAUUUACGAUAUCCUGAGAAAUUUAACGAGAUCGUUAUCAAGUCUUUAAUCGGCUGAUCGAUGGUUUCACGAUAUACAUAAAUAUGUGGUAGAUAUGAUAUACAGUCUUAUAUACCUUUUUUUAUCUCGAU
Molecule: messenger RNA, 650 nt
Organism: Bombus impatiens (common eastern bumble bee)
Lineage: Eukaryota; Metazoa; Arthropoda; Insecta; Hymenoptera; Apidae
Product: valacyclovir hydrolase
Source: RefSeq, a predicted model, not a curated record